This is a messenger RNA of Pangasianodon hypophthalmus (striped catfish), 10253 nucleotides long. It is a transcript of the gene celf2, whose product is annotated as cugbp, Elav-like family member 2. The record is from RefSeq and is a predicted model, not a curated record. The transcript has 14 exons. Gene Ontology annotation, cellular component: cytoplasm; nucleus; ribonucleoprotein complex. Gene Ontology annotation, biological process: mRNA splice site recognition; regulation of alternative mRNA splicing, via spliceosome. Bases 2480 to 4120 code for a protein of 546 amino acids. NCBI's taxonomy places the organism in Eukaryota, Metazoa, Chordata, Actinopteri, Siluriformes, Pangasiidae. Gene Ontology annotation, molecular function: mRNA 3'-UTR binding.
CUCAUCAAAGAAGGAGGUAUAGGAUAAGUGCAGAAAAAGAAAAGUGGGAGGUGAGAAACAGAUGGUGCAAAGAAAGAGCAAUGACAGUUGAGAUUAUUAUCGUGUAAUGAUAUGCUUUUUGCAGUACGCCCUCGCUCAUUCACGUUCAUUGCUAGGUGAUCGAAACAGACACAGCUCCCCAGGAUGUUAAGAUUCAUCUUGUUUCUGAUUUCGUCUGUUAGAAGUAGUAAUACCUCAUGGAUUUCUGGGAAGCAAGGCCUGCUUCAUUACUAAGGAUUUUAGACAGACCACAAUGGUUAUGCACAAGGGUGAUAAUUUGUGGACUGUUAUAAUAAUACCAUAAAAUACUGCAUUAUCAGGGUUUGGACCAGAAGCAUUGUAUGUUGCAUGUUAACUAAAACGGCGGAUUUUACAUUUAUAGUUAAAGUAGUAACCAGAUGAAACAUCAUAAAUAAAUACUCUAUAUCUCAGAUAAAUUAUUGUAAGUGACAUUAUGGAUGAAACAAUAUGAAAAAAUAAAUCAUGGUAUAUGUUUUCUACUUUCCAAUUAAAUGACCUAUAACAUCUGGUUUCCUCUCCUAGUCUAGAGACUUGCGCUGUAGGCUGAUUGGAAUUUUCCAAAUUGUCUGUAGUGUGUGAAUGUGUGUGUGAGUGGAUGCGCGAUUGUUUGGCUCCAGGCUACCCCACGACCCUGUGUAGGUUAAGCAGUACAGAGAAUGGAUGGAUGACUGAAACAGAACAUUGACUUGGAAAGGGCCAAGAGUAAGGGGAUCAUUAAUUACACCAUAUAAAAUGCCAAGAACAACAAAGACUUGCCUUAAUAGAGACAGAGAGACUUAAUAACAGAAAGACAGAGCCUUACUAAUUUGCCUUAACAGAGACAGAACUAUAUGCAUAUGGCAUAUUGAUGGCGUAACUGUUUCAGAUUUUCUUAUUAUGUUAUACACCUUUAAGAUAAUUUUAUAAACAGAUAACUGUUAAUUAAAGUUACACAAUAUGCACGAUUCCCACAAUUCCAGGUGAAAGAUACAUAUUAAAGGUACAAAAGGUAAGGGUACCUCCCCAGCAACAAGGAAAUGUGUAAUUUAGUAAGUAAAUAUAGGACACUUAUAUUUUACUUAUAUUACAACUUCAUUUUUUAGAGAAUGUAAAAUAUUUUGAUUUCUUUUAACUAUCCGUAUUAGAACAUACAGUGCAGUAUGGUGGUACUGAAAAAUAUCUAAUACUACAAUACUACAGAACCGGUGCUGUAUUUCCAGAGUUUAAGGUUAUCUGAUAUGACAUUGGUUAAGGAUAAGAUUAGCCUUAAUUUGUUAAUUUAAAGCAUUCUGUAUGAUAAAGCUUUCCUGUUAUGGUAAGAGGCGUAUAAAAGACCACAGGCACCAAACGAACUUACAACCUCAACUAUAACAGGAAACUACUGCAGUGCCAUAAAAUGUUAUAUUCGAUUGUUAUAAUGUAGCAUCUUUAAAUUUUAGAACAUUAAAAUGAACAAUAUUCAAGGGUUAUAAUGUCAGAAUGUUGCAAAAAUAAAAAGUGCUAUGUUAGGAUGUAAGUAACUACAAUGUAUCGAUUUUGGGCAUUAUUAAAAAAAUUGUAAUUACUAUUAUCAAUUGUAAAAGAGACUGAAAAAUUUUUAGAGUAUUAUAUUUUAGUAUGUAGCAUAUUUGAAUUUUUGAAUUGAAUUGUGCAUUUUUGUAGUUUCUUGCAGUUUUGCAGUUUCAGGAUGUUAAAGUGUAGAUAUAAAUAUUAUUAUUGUUACUAGAGAAUGACCUAGUAUAGAAUUAAUCACAGUUCACAUUACAGUACUAAAUUAGAAUAUUGUAGCACUGUAACAUUGUCACAGUGUUAAAAUAUUAUGACUGCUUAAAAUAUAUAGACAGGUAUACACGUAUGUAUGUAUGUAUGUAUGUAUAUAUGUAUGUAUGUAUGUAUUGUUGUUGUUGUUGUUAAUAUUAUUAUUAUUAUUAUUAUUAUUAUUAUGACUUGCACAUUAAAAUACUUUGUAUAGAGGCAUAAUUAAGAUGUUAACCUGUCAUAUAUUAGAAUGUCAGGUUGCUCAGUAUUCUCAUAGGCUGGAUCGAGUUGUCUGGGGCAACAGCAGGCAAUACAGUGUUACCACUGGCCCACAACAACAACAUGAGCUGUCAGAAAGGGUUAUUACAGCCGAGUGAAUCCGACAGAGGGAGGUAGGAGGAGAGAGUGGCAGAGAGAGGGAGAGAGAGUGAAAGAGAGAGGGAGGGGAGGAGGAGAGCUAGGGUUGAGGGCUGGGUGAGUGUGUGGGAGUGCUGUACCAGAGAGCGAGAGAACGAGAGGACGUUGGCGGGAUUCAAAAGAGAAAGAGAAAGGCAAAGAGAAAGACUGGAACAAGCGUGCACACGGACAUAGUCGAAAGCGCGAGGAUCGUGGGUGUGUGCGUGUGAGUGUGCGCAGCGCAGUGCACGUGUGUGUGUGUGUGCGCGCGUGUUGAGUUACAGUGAUGUUGGAGCACUCAUCUGAACGAGGCUUUGUGCCUAGUGUGUGUGUGGAUGGCAUGCGCUACUCCUCCACCACCAACAACCCCAUCACCAUGAGGACCAGUGAGGAGCUGCUGCUGAGUAACGGCACAGCUGGGAAGAUGAACGGAGCUCUGGAGCAUUCGGAUCAGCCCGAUCCAGAUGCAAUUAAGAUGUUCGUGGGUCAGAUCCCUCGCUCCUGGUCUGAGAAGGAGCUGAAGGAGCUGUUUGAACCGUACGGUGCCGUCUAUCAGAUUAACAUCCUGAGAGACCGCAGUCAAAACCCACCACAGAGCAAAGGAUGCUGUUUUGUCACAUUCUACACACGGAAAGCUGCUCUUGAGGCCCAGAACGCCCUCCACAACAUCAAAACCUUAACUGGGAUGCACCAUCCCAUUCAGAUGAAGCCUGCAGACAGUGAGAAGUCAAAUGCGGUGGAGGACAGGAAGUUGUUUAUCGGCAUGGUGUCAAAGAAGUGUAACGAGAAUGAUAUCCGGGUCAUGUUCUCUUCCUUCGGUCAGAUUGAGGAGUGUCGCAUCCUGAGAGGGCCGGACGGACUUAGCCGAGGAUGUGCGUUUGUCACGUUUUCUACCAGGGCUAUGGCACAGAAUGCAAUCAAAGCCAUGCAUCAGUCUCAGACCAUGGAGGGAUGCUCCUCCCCCAUGGUGGUGAAGUUUGCCGACACUCAGAAGGAUAAGGAGCAGCGGCGGCUGCAGCAGCAGUUAGCUCAGCAGAUGCAGCAGCUGAACAGCGCCUCCGCCUGGGGCAGUCUGACCGGCCUGACCGGCCUCACCCCGCAGUACCUGGCAGUAAGAGGCCACACCCACUCGGCCACGCCCAUCAGCACCACAUUGCUACAGCAGGCAACCUCGUCCAGUAAUCUAGGAGCGUUCAGUGGGAUCCAGCAGAUGGCAGGUAUGAACGCUCUGCAGUUACAGAAUCUGGCCACUCUAGCAGCGGCCGCCGCGGCAGCUCAGAGCUCGGCCAGCCCGUCCACCGCUAGUGCCCUGACCUCCAGCACAGGCUCCCUGGGAGCCCUGGCCAGCCCAGCAGCAGGCUCCACUGCUAACUCGAGUGCCGGAGCGAUGGGUUCUCUCGGCUCUUUGGGAACCCUGCAAGGCCUCGCCGGGGCCACCGUGGGCCUCAACAACAUUAAUGCACUAGCAGGUAGCGUCAACAUUGCUCACAUGCUCUCAGGUGUGGCUGCCCUGAAUGGCGGCGGCUCGGCCGGCCCCAUGGAUGCCCUCACUCAGGCUUACUCAGGAAUCCAGCAGUACGCCGCCGCCGCCCUGCCCACACUCUACAGCCAGAGCUUACUGCAGCAGCAGAGCGCCGCCGGGAGCCAGAAAGAGGGACCAGAAGGGGCAAACCUUUUCAUCUAUCACCUGCCACAGGAGUUCGGGGACCAGGACAUUCUGCAGAUGUUCAUGCCUUUUGGAAAUGUAGUGUCGGCCAAAGUGUUCAUCGACAAACAGACCAAUCUGAGCAAGUGCUUCGGUUUCGUCAGUUAUGACAAUCCCGUGUCGGCACAAGCAGCCAUUCAGGCGAUGAACGGGUUUCAGAUCGGAAUGAAGCGCCUGAAGGUGCAGCUGAAGCGCUCUAAGAAUGACAGCAAGCCCUACUGAUCUAAUUGCUAGGGCCACUCCUCUCUGUCCCUACACUGCUAGGAAACUCAUCUCCAUGACUCUUUGCUCAUCGUUUGCCUAGCAUGUCUACGUGGCGUUCAAAAAAAAAAAAAAAAAGUCUCAUCGUCUCGUCAUUGUCUCCGAUGUCUUUCUGAGUUCUCCUGAUCAUAAUCUGGUCUCCUCCUACUGAUCUCUCCUCGACUUUGAUCUUAGCUUGAUCUUUGUUGGGUAUUUUUUUUUUUUUGCAUGUGACCUCAUUUGGAGCUUUUAACUGUUUUUCUGUUUUUGACCUUUUUUUGUUUGUGUUCUUUCUCUUUUUAUUAUAACAGUUGGGGGAGGGAUGGGGGAAAGAAGGAAGGAAAAAAAUAAUAACAAAUGUGAAAAAGCUAAAGCGCUAAAGCUGCGUUCACACUCGCAAAUAGGUAGAGUCUAUUUAAUAGUAUAACCCGAAGCGUCGUCAUUUUAAGAAGCGCUGUUUUUAACAUUUCACAAAUGUAAUAAAUAAAAAACAAACCUGUGGCAAAGAAAUUAAAAGAAUUUGCAUCGUUUGCUAGCUUAAGAUUUUGCUUAUGAUUUGCUUUACAUUUCAUUUUUGUUUCUUUCAUUCAUUUAAAGUAAACUUGAAAGUACAAUACAGGGAUUGGCUUCGGGACUUCCUGUCAGCGCGUUUCGCAGUAUGAGACGUGCAGGUAGACCGAGCUGGUUUCUACGAGAACUAGACUACUUCCAAGCAGUUUUAAUAAAAAAAACUGUCUAAUUGAACUUAAGAGUCUCUCAGAGCGAGCUUGUGGUUUUUACAUUUUUCAGGCAGUGUAAAGUUUUUUGAUAAGGCCAUUUGAAGUGGCUCGGUUUCUCAUUAAAGUCUAUAUAAAACCACUUUUUUCUAGAGUAGUAAAGGUAUUAAAAAAAAAAAAAAACAAGAAAAAAGAGUGCCCUGUUUGGGGGAAAUGCUACCUACAUGUCACACCUUUUUGCUGAACUGAUCUACCGUUAGACAAUCCGUGGUAUAAAUGCACAUGAAAUGACCUAUAUUUUAUACUGUUUAAAUGUAUAGAGGAAAAAAAAACAACAGUUUGUGUGACCCGCGUUCCCGUCGGUGCUUUUUGUGGAUUGAGUCGUGGUUUCAUCACAAGUCUAAUAGUCUUAUUCGUCUUGUGUUUUUAAAGAGAAGACUAAAAAUCGGUUUACUUGAACAUAGACAAAAAUCCUAUCAUAGUACUAUUGCUACUAGAGUAUACCUGUUUUGUUUUUUUUUGUUUGUUUGUUUGUUUUUUUUCUUUCCUUUUUUAAGAGUCCCUAUUUGAAAUUUCUUGUCGGGUAAUUAGCUAUAUAAACCUUUUACAAUGUCAGCUUGUGAAGCAUCAAUGUCAUUAUUCUUAUUAUUUUGAAUUUCGAUUGUGGGAAACAAUAUUUAGAUGUGUUGUUGCGUUCAGCGAAAUUGUAAUUUUUUUUUUCUUACAAAGGAAACACAAAAAAAAAAAAAAAAAAAAAAAAAACAAGAUGAGUGGACUUUAGUGCCAAAAUUCUGACGGUACAUCCUGCCUACAGCUUCAGUGUAUUACUUGUGAAAUGAUUUGAUAACAUGGGUAUUUUAUUACGUAAGUGUUUUGUAUCCCUCAUAUUUAAGGAUAUAGAUUUAAAAAAGCGGUUGUUAACUUGCUACUCUGUGGUCUUGUUGCCUGAACUGUUCACGUUUUUGCUUUCAUUUUUGUAAAGAUGUAAAAAGUGCCCAUGUGUCAUUCUCUCUCUUGUUCUCUCUCUCUGUCUCUCUAUCUCUCUCUCUCUCUUUUCUCUCACACACUCUCACACACAUGCACGUGCACAACCAUACACACACACCCACAUGCACGCAUACACACACCUGUGCUAAAGGUUGACCUCACAGCCCUCUUUUCUUCGAUGGUGUGUGUAUGUGAGCCCCCUGAGCACGAGUCUCAGCAGCACACACACCUACACACAUGAAUUGGCAUCGUAUCGCUAACCUGAGUAGCCAAUCGAAAUCAGAGAUGAGCUGUAAAGAGGCGUGUUGCUCAUUGCCAGGCAUGUGUCGAUAGUAAAGUUUCAUAUCAUGCUACAAUUAUUUGUUUGUCACCAUAUUGCUUUUUUUUUUUUUUUAAAUAGAGAACAUGUUUACAUGGUGUCAUGGGGCUGCAUUUUAACCAGCAUCUGAUUCUGGAUGCAUUUUUACACCAAAUCAUGUGAUGAAAUGUCACAAAAGUGCAAAACGUUUGCAGAUUUCUGUUCACAGAGAUCGCACCUUCCUUUUUUUUUUAUUAUCUGAGAAGAAGCUUACAUCACCUAAAUGUAUUCACCUAAAUUAAUUUAAAAAAUGAAAUAAAUAACCAGCACUUGGUUUGUUGAACAUGGGCAGAGACACAUACUCUCAUAAGAAUGGUGCGGUAAUUGGUUUCGCAGAUCGAAUUCACGCUAAUGCAGGGGUUAGCAGCAUCCCGGAGAAAACAACAGAUGAAUUAUCGAGAGCAGCUCAACCCCUGAGCGUUUGGCAUCGUGUACGCUGUCUGGCACAUAAACGACACAGUUUAUUGGUUGAUGAGCUUUUCACUUUACAUGGUGCCAUCACAGUAUAGCACUGUCAUUCUCAAUGUUCAGCAGGCGUUCACAGUUUAAUAUCUCAUCGUGCAUCAUUGUUGGAAGAAAAAAAAGACAUUUCUUUUGUAUCAGUAGGGCUUCACAGUUUACAGUCAGUUCAAACUUUCUGCUUUAACUGCUCUAAGAGGGACAGAUGUACUGAAGCUUAAAAGACACCUGUGCAUAUGCUGCCUUCUAAAGAGGAUGGACUUUAUCUCAGAAGCACAAACACUGCCCAGAAAUGCCUACCCACCUCCCAAAUUAGACACAGGGCUAGUGGCGAUAAUGUUAUACGUCCACUCUAGCAGUAGCGUGUUAGGAGUUAUCGGCACAUGCCUGUUUGCCUCGUGCUGCCUCUCUCUGCUUCUUCAGGUCUUAAAGCACCCUGAUGCCAAAGGAGAACUCACCCGUCCACAGUACCAUAUUUCCCAUUGCACUUUUGUCAAAAACGUUUACACGUGUUGUAAAUGGCCCGUAUACAAUCUUGUUUACAGACGUGGUUUACAGCCGGCCCCCCCUAAAAACCCCUGUUUACUUCACUAAAGCACUAUUUUCUACCCAAAUCCUGCCGUUGCCUUAACAUGACGCUCAGUAUUAGUGGGGUGGAAUAGGCUGCUGCCUGAGUGCUGCCAAGGUUAUUUGUGCGUAUGUGUGUGUGUGUGUGUGUGUGUGUGUGUGUGUGUGUGUGUGUAUGUAUGUUUUGUCCCAAUAAUACACCCAAGGUAUUACCUUACCAACAAAACUGGAACUGCCAAACACAGAGCUGCAGGGAGGGACAUCCUUCGAGAGAAUCUACGGCAUGGUUAAGACAUUAUGUCUUCGCUGUUAGCCAGUUGCACAAGCACAAAAAGCACACACACAUGCCAAACCAAACUGUUAGCACAAUGACGACACGCAGUAUUACAAGUCAGCGUCCUGACGGCUCUACCAGCUCAAAGGAUGUGAUGUCCAUUCUAAUGAUUUAUUACAUACUGCCAUGUCAGGAUAUACACACUACCAUGAUUUUCUUCUGGUUUAAUCACUCACUUUCAGUAAGCGAUCGAUCCUGCGAACACUGGGCAUGAAGCGGGAAUACACCCUGAACAGGACUCCAGUCCAUCGCAUCUUCAGUGGUUUAAUAGUUUAAUUAGAACAAGAUGUAUUUCUUUUAAGAGCACACAUACAUCGAUGCACAUGUAUUUGUGUUCAGUUUAGUGGCUUAAAUAGAAUUUGAAGAAUAUUUUAUUAUCUAAACAAACAAUAAUAAUUAGACUAAAAGAUCUGCUUCUUAAGUGAAUGUAGAAAUUGUCAGAAAUUGUUUUGACUUGUAUACUGGCGUAUUAUAAAACUCUCACUAAAUGCUCUAACAUAGAAAUGAGCUGAGACUGAACAUGGGUAAUAUUGUAAUAUUGGCACAUGGAUCAUUUGUAGUUUCUCUAAUAAAAACACACUUGCAUAACCUGCAGAUGGAAAAACAACUGUUAAUGAGAACCAUUAAGAAGUCACGCACCACGUUUCUGAGCAAGCAAAGGUCACCCACGUGCAAAAUGAUGAUUAAUGAAUGAUUACAAUGUAUUGUUAAAACAGAUAUAUAUUAUAGAUAUAGAGCAUUUAAAAACUUUUGACUGGCAGUGAUAUAUGCUAUAUUUGCUAUAUAUUGCUAUCUCAGUAUAAAUAUAUAUGAUAGAGGUGUGUGUGAUAGUCAUAAGAGCUGGCUGACACUUCAGCACUGUUUAAUAACGGUGUGUUACCCACCAUUGUGGAUUUCCACUCAUGACUUUGGAGUGUGUAACGCCUGUUAUACAGGUGUGUCCUAAAGCACAAGACAACGAGAAGCUGAUUUCUUGGCAUCAACAACAAAUGAGUAGAAGCAAUUUUCAGACUGGGUCAGCCUGCAAAGUAUUCUGGGUUGGUUUUGUUCCUGAAAUCUAGUGAUGUCAACUGAUUCCAUCCUUCACGCUACCAAGGGCUCAUCCUCAUCUUAACAAACUUCACUCCAGCUGAUAAAGUAGUGGCACUGCCCUUCAGAUGGCGACAGCGAUUCAACCGAGGUGCUCUGGCGAGGAGGAUUUAAUGAGGGCGUGUUAAAAGCCGUGUUGGAACAAGGCCAAGAUAUUUUUUUAGUUGAUAGUGAGGAGAAUGAUGGAGAUGGAGUGUCAACACUUUCCCCAAUAUCGCUGCACUAUGAUAUGGUCAAAUGGCAGGAGGUUAAACCAACAAAUUGUAAUCUCUUAUGUCUCCCAUUGUGUGUGUGUGUGUGCGUGUGUGUGUGUAUGUGUGUGUGCAUGCAUAUGUGUAUCAACUUAGUCUGCUUUGCCACUAUCGAAUCAAACAGGGUAAGAUUUUGCGAUCUCGCUACGCACACAAUCCCCGACACACUCCAUUUCUUACACACACACACACACACACACACACACACACACACACACAUUAGAUGUUUAGUAAAGCACAAACUCGUAAGGGUCUUUGCAGAUGUGCUUGCUGAGGCUCUAUACUCAGGGGUUUUCUUCACCACACACAUCUUCUCUUAAAUCUGUUUGUUCUUUCUGUUUUUGCUUUCUCUUAAGUGCUAUUUAACAACAGUGUAUUUUACAAGAAAAGUGGAGUUUCUUUGCAUUUUUCGCUUAUUAUGUCAAGUUUUUUGGACAAAAAAAUAAUACUGUAUGUGUGUUGAUCUGAUGUGCCGUAUAAAAAAAAAAGCUUGUUGUCUGUAGAUUAAUAUCAUUUUGUUUGAUUCUAAAAGGAUUUGAAUAGUUUUAAGUAUUGUCUUGAGAAAAGCCAAAGUCAAUGCAUUUCAGUGGAUUAUGUAAGCGUGGUACAUGUUUGUUUGACUCCUUGGAAUCUGUCAUUGGAUGGAAUUUAAAAAGUACAAAAAAAAUGCAGGCUUUCCUAUUUCUAAAACUGAUUGUACUUAUGCCUUUUGUACCAGUGCAACUUUUUAUACUGGCAAUUAAAGAAAAAAAAAACAAAAAACAAAAAAACCUACUGAGAGUCUGUCUGACCCGGCACAGGGGUCGGCCAGCGGCUGUUCCCGAGUUUUGAUUUCUAAGUUGGCAUCCAGGAUGGUUAAGUUUUAAUAUAAAGAUUUUCUAGAACUUUGGCUUGGUAUCUUUGACCUUUGACAUCUUCUUGUUCUUCUUCACUUCAGCGUUUGGUUUCCUUUAUCUUUAUCUCUUUGUUUUCUUUUGUUUUUGGAAAGAGGGUCGGGAGUUUUCCUUUUGGCUUACAAGUACUUAAAAAACAAGUUUGUCUUUUUCAAAGAGUCUUUACGAAGGCGGUAAGUUUCAUUUUGUUCAGUAUAUUGUGCAGUCUCCAUGAUAAGACGAUUUAGACGAUUUAGAAGUAUUUAGUCCCCUUCAGUGGAUAAAUGUAUUAGUUUGACAAAGAGAUAAAACAAGUAAUUUGAGGACUUUUGCUUUUAGCUGUUUAGAUUUUUCUGGUUUCUCUGUCCUUCGCUGUUAACCUAACUGUGUAGCUGAAACAGUCAGACUUAUUUUUGUAAAUGUACGUUCUUGUGUGAUGCAGUUUUUUGCUUCUGUCUCCGAUAUUAAAUCAUUUUUCCUAA